Messenger RNA from Loa loa (African eye worm), 1451 nucleotides. RefSeq lists its product as hypothetical. The transcript has 5 exons. The record is from RefSeq and is a predicted model, not a curated record. Gene Ontology annotation, biological process: neurotransmitter receptor transport, endosome to postsynaptic membrane; neurotransmitter receptor transport postsynaptic membrane to endosome. Gene Ontology annotation, cellular component: postsynaptic density; postsynaptic membrane; adherens junction. The coding region runs from base 199 to 561 and encodes 120 amino acids. Lineage: Eukaryota; Metazoa; Nematoda; Chromadorea; Rhabditida; Onchocercidae. Gene Ontology annotation, molecular function: protein binding.
GAGAGUAGUAAGGUUUGCAUUGUUUCGUGAAUAAUUUAGAGAAUGAUAAUAUUGGGUAGAGAAUAGUGUGUUCUUGUUGCUUUCGCUAAUCUCAUCACAUUUAUCAGUAUUUCUGAAGGGAGAAGGAAGAGAUGAUGAAUCAUCGAGUGACCUCCACAAUAUGUUGACGGUGCUUUUAAUGCAAGAGUAAAUGGUAAAAUGAGCGCAUAUGGACACGUGGCUGGCUUACCGAUUGAAUGUUUAAGCAUCGCUGUAGAGCUCCACAAGGAGCAAUUUGUAGAUGAAAAUGGACAAGAGGUUCUUCGUGUAGGUUUCAAAAUUGGCGGUGGUAUCGAUCAAGAUCCGAGCCGAGCACAUUAUCCAUAUCCAGACAGUGGAAUUUAUAUCACGCAGAUUGAGCCCGAUUCACCAGCAGAACAUUCUGGACUUCGACAACACGACAAAAUACUUAGGGUAAAUGGUAACGACUUCACCAUGGUAACUCACGAAAAGGCUGUGAAAUAUAUCAAGAAAUACCCAGUUCUUCAUAUGCUUGUUGCUAGAAAAGAGAUUUCUGGUUGAAUUUCAUAAGGAAUAUAACCGUAAUGAAUCCGCUUUCCUCCCAGUUCUCCAGUACGAAUUUACGAUUCCCGACAAGUUUGUCAUGCUUCGCCGUUGUUUUAAUCUUUCUCCAGAAUCCCAACCUUCUAUCGGUUUCAGGAAAAAACAUUCACAUAAUGAUUGCAAGGGUGGGAGAGGUUGUUGAGAGAUAAAUAAUUCUUUGAAAAAGGACGGGUGAUGAAUAGAUAGUCUUUGUUGGUUCAUGAAGCAGAAAACAGUUAUAUUCAAAGAUUGAAGCUUCUCAAAAAAUAAAAAACAUUAAAAAUUAUAUCACGGCAUUCAAGCAUCCCAAUCACUGGAAUGCUUUAAUGACGCUGCCCGACUUUUAAUCCAUGUAGAAAUGCUUCGCUAUUAUUUAUAGACUAACACUGUUCCUAAUUUCUUACUUUCAUUUAUUUAAAGUAGCUGAGACUAAUUUGUUCUGCAGAGCUUUUUUUGCUUGAUCAAGAAGACAACUAUUCAUACGCACAUUUCAUCUUUUUCGGGUUUCCCCGAAUGAUCAGUCGUCAUUAUUUGCCGAACAAAUAGCAUAUGUUCAUUAGAACGAAUUUUUGAAGUUAGGUUCUUCAAUGCCUGUUUUUCAAUAUUUUUUUCCAUCAAUAUGGAAAAUGCGACACCAUUGAAGUGUGCUGAGGAAUCUUACACAAACAAUCCAUCGGUCGGUCUCACUGGAUAAUGAUCAAAAAGUCGCUAAGUUGCUAGUAUGUUAAUGCCUUUUGUAAUAGUAUGGCGGUAUAACUCAAUAAUCCUUAAAAUCUGUAUAAAAGUCAUCACUGUCCAGUAAAAUUGGAUCAUUUUUGCAUUGUACUGUAUCCCAAAUUGGUUUCGAGAACGGAUUCACAAAGAUAACC